Molecule: messenger RNA, 1778 nt
Organism: Neomonachus schauinslandi (Hawaiian monk seal)
Lineage: Eukaryota; Metazoa; Chordata; Mammalia; Carnivora; Phocidae
Product: zinc finger protein 256-like
Exons: 5
Coding region: 1-1728 (575 amino acids)
Biological process (GO): negative regulation of transcription by RNA polymerase II
Molecular function (GO): DNA-binding transcription repressor activity, RNA polymerase II-specific
Source: RefSeq, a predicted model, not a curated record
AUGGCGGCGGCCGCGCGCAGGGACCCGGCUCAGGGUGGUGUGACCUUUGAGGACAUUGCCGUGUACUUCUCCUGGAAGGAGUGGAGGCUUCUUGAUGAGGCUCAGAGACGGCUCUACCACCAUGUGAUGCUGGAGAACUUUACACUUAUAUCCUCACUGGGUUGUUGCUGUGGAGCAGAGGAUGAGGAGGCACCCUUUGCCCAGAGCACUUCUGUAGGCGUGUCACAGACCAGGACGCCCAAGGCAGCUCAGUCUUGCCGGAAGACCCACCCCUGUGAGAUGUGUGGUCCAGUCUUGAGAGGCAUUUUCCAUUUGGCUGCGCACCAGGGAAAAGAAAACAGCCAGAAACUGUUGAGGUGUGGGGCCUGUGGGAAACGAUUUUAUUUCAUUACUGACUUCAGAAAACAUGAGAAACAGCACAUGGGAGAGAAACCCUUGAGAAGCCGUGUGGACAGGGCCUCUGUUGUGAAGAGCUGGGGAUUCCAUGGUGCAGGAAAGCCCCUUACCUGUGGAGAAGUUCAGAAGGACUUCCUGUCUGGCUCGGGGCAUCUGCAGCAAGAGGCCACUCGUACUGGGGAGAAGCCACACACGAUCACCCAGUCCAGGGCAACUUUACAAAGCAGAAAAAGUCAUGACACCUGGGGAGAAUGCAAGAACGCCUUUGGUCCCAAACACACACAUAUUCAGGACCAGGGUAGAGUUCAUAGUGGAGAAAGGCCUUAUCAGUGCAGUAAAUGUGGCAAGUCCUUUCUCCGAAGAAAUAGCCUCAAUGUACAUAUAAAGGUUCACUCAGGUGAAAGGCCUUAUAAAUGUAACGCAUGUGGGAAAUCUUUAAAGUGUAAGUCAGCAUUCAUUAAACACCAGAGCGUUCACACAGGAGAAAGGCCUUAUGAGUGCAGCGAAUGUGGCAGGUCUUUUCUCCGAAGAAAUACUCUGAAUGUACACAUAAAGGUUCACUCAGGUGAAAGACCUUAUAAAUGUAACGAAUGUGGUAAGUCAUUUAAGUUUAAGUCAACAUUCAUUAAACACCAGAGAAUUCACACAGGGGAGAGGCCUUAUGAGUGUAGUGAAUGUGGGAAAUCUUUUAUCUCUAGGACUGACCUACGGUAUCAUCAGAGAAUUCACACAGGAGAGAGACCUUAUCAGUGCAGCGAAUGUGGCAAAUCCUUUUGUAAGUCAUCGUUGAUUAAACACCAGAGAAUUCACACAGGAGAAAGGCCUUAUGAGUGCAGUGAAUGCGGGAAGUCUUUUAUCACUAGUUCCGUGCUUCAUUCUCACCAGAGAGUUCACACUGGAGAAAGGCCUUAUGAAUGCAGUGAAUGUGGGAAAUCUUUUACCACUAGUUCUGUCCUCCGUGAUCACCAGAGACUUCACACUGGAGAAAGGCCUUAUGAGUGCAGUCAGUGUGGGAAAUCUUUCACCACUCGUUCUGUCCUCCGUUCUCAUCAGAGAGUUCACUCUCGGGAAAGGCCUUAUGAGUGCAGUGAAUGUGGCAAGUCCUUUGUCAGAAGAAAUAGCCUCAAUGUACAUGUAAAGGUUCAUUCAGGUGAAAAACCUUAUAAGUGUCAUGAAUGUGGGAAAUCUUGGAAGUGUAAGUCGACGUUCGUAAAACACCAGAGAAUUCAUACAGGAGAAAGGUCUUUUGCUUGCAGUGAAUGUGGGAAAUCUUUUUUCAGUCAUGAUGCUCUCAGUUAUCAUCACAGAGUUCACAGUGGUAACAGGCCUUAGGGGUGCUGCUGUUGUAGGGAAUCUUUCAGCUGUAUUUUCAGUCUCCUUCA